AUGGAUAUAGACGAGUUUAACGAACGGAUACUGAAUCAAAUUUCAGAAAAGGCAUGGAAAACCAGACUCACAGCAUAUGAAGAACUAUUGGCUGCGUUUACUAGGGCUUCUGAUGAUAACGAUUUAUGUUUUCAGCCUUGGAUUCAAGAUCCUAGUUUAUGGAAGCGUGGGCUCUGCGAGAGUAAUGUUCCUACUCAAGAAUGCGCUGUAAAAGUUCUUUAUGCUUUUUUAGAUAAAUCGCGGAGGAAGGGUGUCUCCAGUUCUAAAAAUAUUGUUAUCCCUUCAUUACUUGAAAAAUGUCUUCCUUCAGCAAGACCUUCUAUUAGAGACCUUACUCAUCAGGCACUUCUACUUUUGGCUAGCGCUGGCGCUAUAGAUACCGUUGUUGAUGGCCUUCUGAGUAGUUGUCAAGUGAAACACCCAAAACAAGCCAUGGCCUCUAUUAAAGAACUAUGUCUAUUUAUUGAGAAAUACGGUAUACCUACCAUUCCUCUUUCUCCUUUAUACAAGCUUCUUCCUGGUUUAUUCGCUCAAUCAGAUAAAAAUGUGCGUCAAGAAGCUUCCAAGCUUGCCGUUCAGGUUUACCGCUGGGUCGGCGAUUCACUUAAAACCAACCUGUUUCCCCAGCUAAAACCAAUUCAAAUAUCUGACCUUGAGUCUCUCUUUCGUUCAGCACCUCCUUUAGUUACGAAAAGCUCGGUAUCGGCUAUCAAUUGUUCACCCGUUUCCCCCGUUGCAAAAUCUCCUGUUUCAAUUGAAAAUCGCUCGCUGGAACAGAAACCAUCUUCACGCAAUGUUAGCCAAAAACAGACCAACACCUCCGGCAAUUCCCGUCCAAUGAAAUCAUCCUUGAGCAUUCCUCAUCCAUCUCAAUCUUCUCCUUCUCCUAUAAAGUCAUCAACUUUUGACGUUCCGAUUGACGUUCUUUCUAAAUUAACUCCAGAACUCUAUAAUGCCUUGUCUUCGCCCAAGUGGAAGGACCGCAAAGAAGCUCUUGAUAGCAUUCACGAAGUAUGUAAAUACCCCUGCUAUGAAGAAGGAGAUUACGAUGAACUAUUCCGUGUAAUUGCUAAAUCAUUGAAAGACGCCAACGUGGUUGUCGUUGGUACCUCUGCGCAGUUGUUGAUAGCUGUCUCAAAGGCGCUGAAGAAAAAUGAAGUUCCUUAUGUACCUAUUGUAUUUAUACCAUUAUUCGAAAGGUUUAAAGAGAGGAAACCUUCCUUGGUAAAUGUUCUUUUUGACGCAGCAAAUGCUAUGUUUGAAGCUUGUGGUCUAAAUGAGCUUGUUGAUCAAGCCUUAGAAUUUUUAGGACACAAAAACCCUCAAGUUAAGACAGAAACACUGCGUUGGCUAAACCAUUGUCUUCAACAUACAGAGUCAUGCCCUCCGAGGGUUUCUCUGGAAGCAUUAUGUAAUCGUUGUUUAGUUCUAGUUAAUGAUACGUUUGAACCUGUUCGAACGGCAACAACGGAGGUGUUAGCUACUCUCAUGCAAAUGUUUGGUCAAACAAUCUUAUCCAAGUAUAUUGUCGGACUUGAUCCAAAGAGGUUGCAGAAGGUAAAUGAGCUUUCAGAAAACAUUCAGGUACAAGCACAUCCAAAUCAACCCCCUAGACCAAAACUUCCCAGAGUAGCUUCUCCUUUGAAGCCAUCUCCUGUCAAACCAAUUUUAUCUCCUAGCUUUACGUCUUCACCUUUGGCUUCUGUACAGACAAGUGUACCUGAAGAACCUCCUUCUCUUAAGUCCUCCCCUGUCAAAUCACUAUCUUCCAGUCUCCGCUCGCAAGCUAUGAAUCAUAGAAUGACCAACUCGGCUUUGAAACCAGCCCCUAAGUCGGCGUCUAUUGGUGUUACCAAGCAGACAAACGAAGUUUUGACCCCGACAUUGACUAAAAAGGUAGAAACGAACCGCUUGUCCACGAAGACUCACCCAAGUCUACUUAUGAAGUCCACAUUAAAAGAGCAUGUCUCUCCAGCAAGUAAACAAGCCGGUGUAAGUACCUCUAAUUUGGUGACCAUUACGUUGUCCGAAAAGAUUGAGUUGGAUCUUUUAAGAGAAGAGAAAGCUAUCCGACAAGUACAGCAGACAGAGGAUGCUUUGGAAAGAGAACGGUUAUUCCGGGAAAUUAAUGAUCUUCAAAUUAUAAACGCAGAAUUACGAGAACAGCUUGAUAACUGCCAAGGGAUGAUCAGUCAGAAAGAGUCGAAACUUUUCUCUUUGCAAGAAGAGGUGAACCGACUAAGUAAUCGAUUACAGGAGGUCUUGUUGGAGUUAGAGCAGCGACAAGACAAUGUGGAUGAAAAUUCCAUGGACAUUGAUUCCAAGGAAAUGGAAAGUACAGUAAAAAAAGAAGACGGGACGGAUUCUUCAUAUACUAUGAAAAGUCCAAUUAGAAACCCAGAAGAACCUUUAAGAAAUAUUCGGCGAUCAACACUGCUUCCAGCACGACGGUCUCUUGCAGGAUCAAUGCUACAAAAACCGGCAGCUUUUUCACGCCCAUCUUUUUUUUUCCAAUAG
Molecule: messenger RNA, 2517 nt
Organism: Schizosaccharomyces cryophilus OY26
Lineage: Eukaryota; Fungi; Ascomycota; Schizosaccharomycetes; Schizosaccharomycetales; Schizosaccharomycetaceae
Product: microtubule-associated protein Dis1
Exons: 2
Coding region: 1-2517 (838 amino acids)
Biological process (GO): establishment or maintenance of microtubule cytoskeleton polarity; microtubule polymerization; mitotic spindle organization
Cellular component (GO): spindle pole; spindle pole body; kinetochore
Molecular function (GO): microtubule plus end polymerase activity; microtubule plus-end binding
Source: RefSeq, a predicted model, not a curated record